AUGCUCAGCGUGGCUUUCAUCAUCGCAGUCCUGCUGGCCCUGGCCGGCGGCACAGCUGCCCACAGCUGUGUUGCCUCGCAACAACUGGUCUCCAAGAUGCUGCAACAGCUGGAGGACUCUGUCAAGGAGGAUGAGCUGCCAAAUCCCAGCAUCCUGCUGGCCAUGAACCUGGCUGGGACCACCGACAGUUAUACCCACAAGUUGCUGCUCCAGCAGAUAAAGGAGGAGGCUGUGAAGAGAGCCCAGAAAGACAUGACCUCAGGAGAGGUGGCUCUGUAUGUGCUCGCCCUCCUCUCCUCCUGCCAGAACCCCCAGGACAUCCAGGCCCUGGGACAGUCCGUCGACCUGCUCCACGUCCUACAGCAGAAAACAGACGAGGAGAUGGCCAGCCUGGAGCUGGAGGGCAUCCCGAAAACCACGCUGUACAGCGUGAGCCUGGACACCCUGGCCCUGUGCCUGGCAAGUGUGGGUGGCUACCAAGAGGCAUCCGUGGUCCUGGCCAAGCAGCUGCUGAGCUCCGAGAGCCACCUCUCUGUGGACACCCGCGCCAUGGCGGCACUGGCACUGGCAUGCACAUACGGCCAGACGGACCUUGAUGAUGUGCAGGACCUUCUCUGGGAGGCACUGUCGGUGGUGACCAACGACUUCCUCGAUGAGCAGGAGGAGAAGGAUGGCAUGAUUGGGAACAUUUACAGCAUGGGGCUGGCCCUGCAGGUGCUGGGAGCCACAGGCAAGUUUUAUGCCCCGCGGAAGUGGGACUGCACCCAGGCCUUCGCAGUGGUGUACAGCCAUGACUACCAGCUGCCCAUGGCCAUCGCCCAGGUCUUGCCUGCCCUCUUGGACAGAUCCUACCUGAAAGCGGCUGAGGUGGACUGCACCAGCACUGAUACGUCCUCAAGCCUACAAUCGUCCCAGUCCCCAAAGCUGUCUACAACCAGGGUUCACAGAGCAGCCUCCAUCACAGUGCACUACUCCAUCAUCAACAAGCUGCAGGGAAAACACUUCAGCUACACCAUCUCAGUGCAGGUCUUGCAGGGCUCCACGCUGCUCAAGGUGCUGCAGGCAGCAGAGGAGAAGGAACCCCAAAACUUUAG
Messenger RNA from Tauraco erythrolophus (red-crested turaco), 1094 nucleotides. Lineage: Eukaryota; Metazoa; Chordata; Aves; Musophagiformes; Musophagidae. The record is from RefSeq and is a predicted model, not a curated record.